Molecule: messenger RNA, 603 nt
Organism: Closterium sp. NIES-65
Lineage: Eukaryota; Viridiplantae; Streptophyta; Zygnematophyceae; Desmidiales; Closteriaceae
Source: the annotation of a GenBank genome assembly
AUGGGCAGGGGGGAUCGCGUGGGCAGAGGGGAUCGCGUGGGCAGGCGAAAGCACCUGGCUCACCUCCGCCUCGCUCACCUCCGCCUCUCUUAUCCUCCGCCUCUCUCACCCUCCGCCUCUCUCACCCUCCGCCUCUCUCACCCUCCGCCUCUCUCACCCUCCGCCUCUCUCACCCUCCGCCUCUCUCACCCUCCGCCUCUCUCACCCUCCGCCUCUCUCAUCCUCCGCCUCGCUCACCUCCGCCUCUCUCAUCCUCCGCCUCUCUCACCCUCCGCCUCUCUCACCCUCCGCCUCUCUCACCCUCCGCCUCUCUCACCCUCCGCCACUUCUCUGGCUCAGUGCCUUUCCCUGCUCUCUCCCCCCUUACAACCACUCUUCAUCUUCCCCCCCCUUCCGCCCUUCCGCUGGAGCGAAGAGGGGAUAUGGCAGAAUAAGCGAGGGGUGGAGGUGGAGGUACAGAAGGGCAUGUAUGGGAGGAGUGGACAAGGCAGAGGGGUGAGCAAAGGGGGAAAGGGAGUGAGCAGGGUGGAGAAGGGGGUGAGCAAAAGGGGAAAGAGAGUGAGCAGGGUGGAGAAGGGGGUGAGCAAAGGAGGAAGCAAGUAA